AUAGCCACAUUAUUCUUUACAAAUAAGCAAAACGAUAACUCCAGGUGACCUAUCGAUACAUUUUAGCUGUCUUCAUUUCGCCGCGAAACAUAUGUUUAUUAUUCGCCGUAGAUGUUCACUCCACUAAUUCGAUCAAACAGCAACAGAAUUUGCAUAUUUUUCUUUUACGCUUAAAAAUUGAUUAAAAUGUUUGCUAUUUAGCAUAUGCUGUUCGGAAAAUCGUCUAGCUAUCAUGGAGCAGCUCCUGGAUCAGGCAAAAACAAAUGUGCAACAGAAAUUCAAUGAAAUACGCGCCGCACUGCAUAUGCGUGAAAAGUUGCUACUGCGACAACUGGAGGUAAUUGCAAAUACGCAGCGCCAACAAUCGGCGCCCGUGUACAUCGAAUACGACACAGACAAAGAGAAAGAUAAGUGCGAGGUGCGAUUCGUCACUGGCGAUGAUAACGAAGAGGAGAAACUGCUGGCGGCCAUACGCAGCUUUGGCCAGUUCCAGCUGGACAGCAAUAUGCAGCUGGCGCUGCACAGGUCGCAGGACAACAGAACGGCGGGGCUGCGCAACGAGGACUACAUAGAGCCGAUGGAUGAUCACGAGACCAUGUACAAAUGCCUAGAGAAUGGGGUGCACAGCAGCACCUACUACGAUCUGAAUGAUGAGGUUCAGCCAGAGGCCAUUGUGGUGGACUUUUCACGCAACAAGGCGCUGCUCGAGGACAAUGCCAAGCGCUCCAUUAUCAACAUUACGCUGCAGGAGGCCAAAGAUCUGAUACGCCGAGCGAAAAUCAAGCGAGAGACUUAUGUGCCGCCGCUCAAUCUCGAAGAGCUGGACGACGAGCUGGAAUCGUCCAUAGCCGAUGCGGUCUCCAAUCUAGGACGCAGCUGUCCCGAGCAGCCGUCCAUCAAGCAAAAGCCGAAGGCACGCAAGCCCCGCUUCAAACCAAAAAUCACCAUCAACAACUGCAAUGGCACGAUUAAUCUGCGCAACAUUGCCAGCCUGACCAUCAACUGUGCCAGCGAGGACGCUGUCAGUGCUGAUCUGCCACUCACCGAUGGCGCAGCCGCCGCAGCUGCACACACAAAGUUGCAGCAAACUGUGUCCGCGGACUCGAGCAGCAACGCCACCGAGCUGUCCAGCUGUACGCCCACCAGCUCCAAUUACUCGAGCAACGCGAGCUCACGUUCGCAGUCCAAGAAGCAAAAGAACGCCAAGAGGAUGGAGCUCAAAGAAGAGACACCUAAGGAAAAAAGGGAGCAGCACUCGGAGACCGUUGAGACCACGCCUACACAGCCCAGCUCGACGGGCACGCAAGAAGCUAACUGCGACUUUUACAAUCGCUUGCUAAAUGAAAUCAAAAAGAGCCUCAAGCAGAAGCCAACACGCACAUAUGAGCCCGUGCCGGAAGCUGCAGCAGCAACAACUACAGCCUCGGUCACAAGCAGCGAUGCGGUGCAGGCAGCUGCUGUUGCACCCGAUUCCAGUUGCGUGGCCCACUGUCGGCGCGCGCACGGAGACGGGCCGGUCCAUGUCUCCAGCACGCAGGGCAGCGAGGCCGGCGAGUCGACGCUGUCAUCACAGCUGCAGCCGGGCAGACGCUUGAUAUUGAAGAACUUUGAGAACCUGAAGAUUAUCUUAGAGGCAAACAGCGGCGACGAGGACUCAUUUCAUCCGGUGCAGAUCGAACAGUGGCUGGCUGAGAUCAUAUCCGAGACGGACCUGGAACCAAUGCAAAAUACGGACAUACUUGAGCACAGCAAAAUCAACAACAGCGAAAGCAACUAAACAAAAGGCUGG
Drosophila novamexicana is the source of this 1789-nucleotide messenger RNA. RefSeq lists its product as uncharacterized. The transcript is spliced from 2 exons. Lineage: Eukaryota; Metazoa; Arthropoda; Insecta; Diptera; Drosophilidae. The record is from RefSeq and is a predicted model, not a curated record. Bases 233 to 1777 code for a protein of 514 amino acids.